AUGAAGUUCACUACUGCUAUUACUGUGGCCGCUGCUGCCGCUGGUGUGGCCUCGGCCCCCGUUGCUGCUCCCCAAGCUGAAGGCGAAGCCACUCUCGGUUUGAUCACUGGUCUCCUCAACGGGCUUCUCGGUGGUGGUGCUGCCAUUGGUGGUGGUAUUGGUGGCGGCUACGGUGGCAACGGUCAAGGCUCUUGGAGCUGGGGUUUCCCCGAGAACUUCUGGGGUGGCUUCCCGGGUAUCUUUGGUGGCUUCGGUGGGUCUUACAACACCUGGUACCACAAGAAGAUCACCAUCAUCAAGAGCAGCUCGGGGUCGCUGUACUACUACGCGUUCCCCGACAACUACUCCCCCUGUGGCUGUGGCUCUGACUCUGCCUACGCCGUGACUGAGGAUGACGCCAACAAGCUCAUCGACGAUGCCUCGUUUGCCGUGGAAACCAACACUGCGAUCACUGUCCCCGAUGACGAAGCCAACGCCAUUGACGAUGCCGCCAACGCUGCCGCGGCUGCUCCCCUGGCUGCCCCUCUGGCUUAG
Molecule: messenger RNA, 534 nt
Organism: Diutina rugosa
Lineage: Eukaryota; Fungi; Ascomycota; Pichiomycetes; Serinales; Debaryomycetaceae
Exons: 1
Coding region: 1-534 (177 amino acids)
Source: RefSeq, a predicted model, not a curated record